This is a messenger RNA of Solenopsis invicta (red fire ant), 2658 nucleotides long. RefSeq lists its product as uncharacterized. The transcript has 6 exons. The coding region runs from base 466 to 1521 and encodes 351 amino acids. The record is from RefSeq and is a predicted model, not a curated record. NCBI's taxonomy places the organism in Eukaryota, Metazoa, Arthropoda, Insecta, Hymenoptera, Formicidae.
AAACGAAAAAAAAGAAUACAUAAAGUAUUGUAGAUAAUUUAAAUGUGUUCUAUAAAUUUUACAAGAUAAAAAUGCUAAUCAGUCCGAGUGCGGAUAGAUGCAUAGUUUUGUGAUAAAGAUCACAAGAAAGGAAGAUUGAGAGCGACCAUUGGUAUCUGGCGUUCAAUUUCAAACAGGGCGUUUCGCGCAUGCGCCUUUCAUUUCGGCUUCAUGUAUAAUGUUGCCAACAUGCCAACGCACAGCGAGUUGCACUUCUAUCUUAUGUACAUAUAUGUAUAUACAGACGACAAUGGACUCCGCCACGGUCAUUUGAUCGUUUCUUGUUAGGUUCUUAUAAUUGUUUUUUUUUGUUCACUUUUUUUGUUUAAAUGUGAGCAAAUUUUUAUUCGUCGUUAUUACAUAUUUGUUAGACACAAAGCUAAUAGUGUUAGGCAAAACGUACUGCCUAUUAUUUUAGAAUCAAAGAUGAAAAACACAAAGGUCAAAAAUUCAAGAACAUGUUCAGAACAUUUUAGCGACCAAAGUGGAUUGUUUGACAUUGCUGUUCGACCAAUGCUACAAGAAGGGCACGAGGGGGAAUUAUGCAGUUGGUUGAAAGAAAUGAGUUUGAUUCGUACAACUUGCAAUUGCCGUAAUUUGGAUUGUAAAGGACGUAAUUUAACAUGGAGCCCUGCACGAAUCAUUGACAAAUAUGUUUGGACUUGUCCUAAUUGUACACAAAAACAGCCCAUAAGGGAAAAUUCUUUCUUCCUUGGAAUAAAAUGUGAUUUGAAAUUGUGCCUUCAACUGAUACUGGGAUGGUGUCAAAAUAUUCCUUGUGAAGAUACCGCUUCUUAUUUAGAUGUAAAGCAACACGUGGUUAGGAAGACAUAUGAACGAUGUGACGAAGUUUCCUCGAUCUAUGUUAGAAAACAUCCAGAUGAUUGGUUAUUAGGUGGACAAGGUGCAAUAUUAAUUGUGGAUGAAUUUCCUGGUGGCUACAUGACAGAGCAUCAACCAGAUAUAAAUUCUACUAAAAAACGUAAUAAUAAUUCACAAACAAUAAUAUGUAUCGCAGAAGCAAAAACUGUACCACCUCGCAUAUGGUUACAUAUGAUUGAAGCUAUACCAGAGCCACAAAAAAUUGACAAGUUACAAACAGGAGACGACAAAAGUAACAUGGUAAAAGAAGCUCUAGAGCAGAUUACGAGACAUGCAGCAUCAGGAAGUUGUAUAGUAGCAAAUAAUCGUGCUCGUUGCUGCAAUUAUGAAUCUUUACAGAGUCUAUCUAUAAAAUAUAAAAUUAUAAGUGUAGAACAAUUACAAAAAUAUGAUCCACCUGGUAAAAGUAAACUUGUUAAUAAUCUCGGAACAAUUUGGCAAACUGCCAUUGAAGUUUGUGAGGAAGUUCAAGAAGCUACGCAUAAAACAGGUUCACAUAUCAUUGCUAGGCAUUUGUGGAGACAAAAAUUUGGUGCAACGCCUUCUACUGCAUUUCAAGAUAUGCUGACUCAUAUUGCGGAAUAUUUUCAAUUUUCUUAGACAUAAGUAAAUAUUGAAAUCUCUUUGACAUCAUUGCAUUACGAUUGUCAUAUGUGACAAAAAGGAUUUCUCAAGAUAACUAUAUAUUUGUUUAUGAGCAAAGAAACAGAUAUCGAAAAGCUAGUUCAAAUAUUUUAUAUUAUACAAGUUUUACAAGUUGCCUUAUUAAAUCAAAUAUUCAUAAAUGAUAUAUAUGUAUAUAUUCCACAAAAACCGUUUUUUUUUUAUUUGUGGAUAGCAAAAUGUAAGUUGAUAAUGGUUAUAUUAUUAAGUCUUCCAAGUAUUACUAAGAUAUUACUCAUUAUAUAACAUUAAGCACCAACAUAUGAUAACUGUUAAUAUAUUAGAAUUAUAUAAUGGAAAAGAUGGAUUUCAAUAUGUUAAGAAAACGAAAUAUGAGGUGGUACAAUCCAUUUGUGACAAGUUAUAUCUAAUAUUUUUAUUUGUUCUAAUAUUGACAGAAAGUAUAGAAGACUGAUGUCAACUCUACCAAUAGAAUAUUGAAGUAAUUUUGAGUCCAUUAACAUAGCAAUACUAGCGUAAAAAUAUGAAAUGAUAAUAAUACGUACCCACAUAAUACGUUUUCUACUUGAAGAGAUAUUAUGUGUUUUAAUGUUAAGUGAACCUCUUGUUUUUUUUUAUUAAUAUCUUCAAAUAUUCAAAUACGCACAAAAUUAAAUUUAUGAUAUAUAACUUUUUAUACAUAUAUAUAUUUUUUUAUACACUUAAUUUCUCUAUUCUAAAGUUGUUAGAAUUAAGCGUUUCAUUUAUCCUAACAGUUCUCCUUAGUCCUCAUUUAUUUAAUUAAUUUUGAAUGCAAACUGAAUAAAAAAGAUAUGUAUAAUUUACUAUAAUUUCAUAUGAGGAUGUAAAAUUGUUUAAAUAUAAAUCGCAAGAGAGCACUGUAAGAGGAGAAAUGUACAAAAAUAUUUUUAGAAUAGAGGAAUUUAAUUGUGUAUUGUUUUCAUACAUAUGUUUGUUACAUAACGUCCUGUAGUUUUAUUGUUAGAUAUAAUUUUAUAUAAGGGUCAAACAAUCUGCAGGAUCAUUGUGUAAUCUAUUUACAAUUUAUCAACUACAACAUUAUAAAUAAAUUUUACAACAUUAUAAAUAAAUCAUUUUUAUAUAAAAUGAAAA